This is a messenger RNA of Aspergillus pseudonomiae, 2124 nucleotides long. Its product is annotated as Zn(II)2Cys6 transcription factor. Gene Ontology annotation, molecular function: sequence-specific DNA binding; zinc ion binding; DNA-binding transcription factor activity, RNA polymerase II-specific. NCBI's taxonomy places the organism in Eukaryota, Fungi, Ascomycota, Eurotiomycetes, Eurotiales, Aspergillaceae. Gene Ontology annotation, biological process: positive regulation of transcription by RNA polymerase II; DNA-templated transcription. Gene Ontology annotation, cellular component: nucleus. The transcript has 8 exons. The record is from RefSeq and is a predicted model, not a curated record. Bases 1 to 2124 code for a protein of 707 amino acids.
AUGAUCUCUGUCAAGCACAGAUCCCCUUCCAAAUCCAUGGAAGCCGCACAGAAUAAGGAAAACCGCGUCAAGAAGCGCUCGUCCAAUGCCUGCCAACGAUGCCGAAGACAAAAGAUCAAAUGCUCGGGAUCGCAGCCGUGCGACACCUGUAGCAAGCGCAAAUCAACUUGCACGUUCGAUGAUCGGGACCAGAAAAUCCUCGUCACUCGGGGAUACCUCGAAGACCUCCAACGGCAGCUAGCACUCCUCAAGGGCGGCGAAGAUGAAGCGUUCAGCCCGCAAAGUAUGGAGCAGGAGGUGCUCCGGCCGACGACGGAGGGUAAGGCGUCGAUAUCGGAGGCGACGGGACGUGCCAUACCAACCGAUCCCAUGCUAGGAGGCGACGACCUGGCCGUCGAAGGGGAACCGGAAUGGGGUCACAAUCUCGAAGGCGCAUCGCAACUCACAAACCCAUUAUCGUCGGGUCCGUCCACGUUUAUGGCGGCAGCAUCCGGGCGAAUCUUCUAUCUAGGAACCUCGUCCAAUUGGUCUUUCGCGCGCAAGAUUCUGAGCAUGACGCAUGAGCAUUUAUACAACGCGCCCCUGCCCACGGGGAGUCUCUACUUCGACGGUUCGGCGUACGAUCUAGGCUGGGAGGGAACGAGGACCACAGUGACCCACGAGAUACCCAUGGCACCUCCCUUAGACUUCUCCAUCUACCUCAUCAACGCGGUCAAGUUCCAUGCCGGCCAGUUGUUCCACCUCUUCGACGAGGAAACCUUCAUGGGCGGCUUGUACGCCUUCUACGAGAAUCCAGAGCAUCAGAUGGCGCAUUCGGGCUUGUGGUAUAUUCAUUACUUGCUCAUCCUGGCGUUUGGCAAGGCGUUUGUCGUGCAGCGAAAUCAAGGGAGUCGACCGCCGGGGUGUGAGUUCUUUACCAAGGCAUUGCAGUUACUGCCGGACACCACCAACCUCUGCCGGGAUCCUAUCGUUGCCACGGAGAUUCUUUGCUGUAUCGCCCUAUAUUUGCAAUCGCUUGAUUGUCGCAACUCGGCGCACAAUUAUAUUGGCCAAGCAGCGCGCAUCGCCCAGGCCCAGGGAAUGCAUACCAACAUGUCCGCGGAGCACCUCGGGGACGCGAUCGUCCAGCGAUGCCGCCGGAUUUGGUGGACCAUCUACAUCCUUGAUCGCCAGAUGACCUCGUUGAUGGGGUUGCCGCAAUCCAUCCGAGACGAUCAGCUACACCACCAGCUGCCCUACUUCCCGGGAUCGCCCCAGAAGGCGAUCGCCCUCAGCAUGCAAAUCAAGGUGUGUCAGAUCAUGGACGAAAUCAGCAGCAGUGUUUAUGGGCCGGAUGGCCGCCUGAAUCGGAAUUUCCUGUUGCGAACCAAAAGCGCUCUCGCCAGCGCCGCAGAGGUGAUCACCGAGCUUCGAAAAUGCUACGACUUGCGCCUAGAUGAGUCCUCAAUCAGCGGCGUGUCCCGACUAUCGGCGCACCUGCAUCUACUCUACCAUCAGUGCAUCGUAUUGGCAACCCGACCGGUGUUGUUUUGCUUUUUGAAGAUGCGCAUCCAAACCACCGACAGUUCGCUCGAAUCCCUGAACUCGUCGGCCAACGUGCGCAAGCUGCUGCAGGUCUGUAUCGACUCCGCGCAGCAGAUCCUGAACAUCCUGAUGGUUCUCCAGCGACAGAAUCUCUUAGACAGUUUCCUCCCGUUCGACCUCGAAGCCACGUAUACCGCCGCUGUCGUCCUUGUCACCGCCCCUGCCGCUGACGCGUCCCUCCUCGACGACUGGACGCCGUGGUUCCACACGAGCGUCACGGUGCUAGAUGAAAUGAUAUCCCGGGGGAAUUUGAUCGCCGGGUUUCGCAAGUCGGAGUUGCAGCAGCUCGCCGGGAUGCUGAGCCAGCUGGCAACCGACGGAGACCUUCACAGCACCGAAUUGGCCAGGAAAGGGCAGCUGGAUCGCAUCAUCUCCCGACUGCCCUCCCCGUCCACGCCGGAUCGAGUGUUCGGGAUUUCGGAAAUCACCAAUUUGAAUCCGGGUCUGACGACGGACGAGAUCAUGGCUGUGGCGGAGUCGAUCGAUACGGGGGAUGUGGAUUGGAUUGCGCACGCCGUCACGGAGAAUCAUAUCUGGUAG